AGAGCAACGAGAUAAUGAAGGAUUUUAUUUACCUUUUGGGUCAAAAAUUUUAUCUGAAAUUUAUAUUACAGCAGAAACAAUUGAUUCAGCUAGUUCACCUUUCCUAAGAGCAGUCUUCCUGGCAUUUUUGGAUCAAUCAAGUAGACCAUUUUUCGAAAUGUUAAAUUCAUGGCUCGGAAUACUAUCAUCUUCGUGCAGUUUCUUACCUAUGGAUUUGUAUAAUGAUGAGUUUAUAUAUAUGGAAUUUGAUACUAUUUCUGUGAAAGACAAUGGUGAUGAAUUUUGGCGAGUUGGAAUAGAAGCUGAUGAUGAGUAUUUCUUACCAACGUUCAUCAGUUCUGCGCUUGCACGUGGUGUUCUGGAGGCAGGAAAGGCCUUAAGGUUGCUACGUGAUUGUCGACCUGAGCAUCCCUUAUGUAAUUCGGGUGCUGUUUUAAGCCAUAUGACUGAUAAACCCGCCUGGGACCUGAAUUUGAAAUUUCUAUUUAUUCAAGGAGACAUAGAUGAAAUGCACGAUCAACUUCGGGACUAUUUACACAAUAUGACUAUUUCCAUCGUUACUCAAGAUGAAGAGCAAAGACCAGAAAUCGAGCACAUUCGUGAUUGUAAAAUGGCAGAAAGUGAACAAAACGCCGAUUUACAAUUAACCGAAAAUAUUUCCCAUUUCAUGUCAUUAGAUCCUUCAACCAAAGAUCCCGUCAUAAUUCUUAUAGAACGGUUCUUACAAAUUCAAUCAUCAACAUCUCCUUAUGCACAUAAAGAAUACAUUCUUCCGUUGGGUGCGGUCACUGACCUUGUUCUAAGGCAUACACUUAUUUGUCAUUGUAGACUUAUCGACGCAUCGGUUCUAUCUAUAUUUUUCCAUGAUUUGGACCUUUGUGCUCACCUGAAUGUAUUACGAGAAUUUAUGCUUAUGG
This is a messenger RNA of Dentiscutata heterogama, 917 nucleotides long. NCBI's taxonomy places the organism in Eukaryota, Fungi, Glomeromycota, Glomeromycetes, Diversisporales, Gigasporaceae. The record is from the annotation of a GenBank genome assembly.